Molecule: messenger RNA, 1458 nt
Organism: Pieris macdunnoughi
Lineage: Eukaryota; Metazoa; Arthropoda; Insecta; Lepidoptera; Pieridae
Source: the annotation of a GenBank genome assembly
AUGUCGUUCGAAAAUCUUAAGGAUUAUGUGAGUGCCCAUGGUCAAGAACAUCUUAUCAAGUAUUGGCCGGAACUUAAUGACAAUGAGCGGGAACAGUUGGCGGGAGAGAUCCGGAAGUUAGAUCUGGCGGAAAUGAAUGAAACUUUCCACAGAGCGAACGAAACUCCAAAAGUAAUAUUGGAAAAAUUAGAUGACGAAUUAAAACCUAUUCCACAAACACACUAUGAAGCUGUUCCCAGCUUAACUGAGGAAAAAAUUAUGGAGUAUGAAAAUAUAGGUUUACAAGAGAUUUCUGAUGGAAAAGUUGGUGUAUUGCUUCUCGCGGGCGGGCAAGCCACAAGGCUUGGAUUUGGACACCCUAAAGGCAUGUAUGAUGUUGGUUUACCAUCACACAAAACCCUGUUUCAAAUCCAAGCAGAAAGAAUUCUUCGUGUGCAGCAAAUGGCAGAAGAAAAAACAGGCAAAUUUGGUAAUAUUACUUGGUAUAUUAUGACUUCUGAGCAUACAAAAGCUCCUACAGCGAAAUACUUCAAAGAUCAUUCCUUCUUUGGCUUAAAUGAAGGAAACAUAGUAUACUUUAAGCAGGGUACACUUCCCUGUUUUGAUUUUGAAGGAAAAAUUCUACUUGAUGAAAAACAUCAUAUUGCCUCUGCUCCAGAUGGAAAUGGAGGCCUUUACCGUGCAUUGAAAAGUCAAGGCAUUCUAGAAGAUAUCAAAAAGCGCGGUAUCCAGCACCUACAUGGUCACUCUGUAGAUAACAUUCUAAUUAAAGUGGCAGAUCCAGUAUUUAUUGGUUAUUGCAAGAGUAAAAAUGCUGAUUGUGCUGCAAAAGUUGUUCAGAAAUCUUCACCAAGUGAAGCAGUUGGUGUGGUAUGUAGAGUGAAUGGACAUUAUAAAGUGGUGGAGUACUCUGAGUUGACCGAUGAAGUUGCAAACAGACGAAACCAGGAUGGACGCCUAACAUUCUCUGCUGGAAACAUAUGCAACCAUUAUUUCUCAGCUGAUUUUCUUCUAAAAAUUUCAGACUUUGAACGGAAACUAAAGCUCCAUGUUGCAAAAAAGAAAAUACCAUAUGUUAAUGAUGGAAUAAAAAUAAAACCAACUGAACCAAACGGUAUUAAAAUGGAGAAGUUCAUAUUUGAUGUGUUUGAAUUUGCUGAGAAUUUCAUAUGCUUAGAAGUGGCUAGAGAUGUUGAAUUUUCAGCUUUGAAAAAUUCAGAUUCAGCAAAGAAAGAUUGCCCAUCAACUGCUCGGGAAGACUUAUUGACACUUCACAGGAAAUAUAUCAGGGAAGCAGGUGGUAUUAUAACUGAUGAUAUUGACGUUGAAAUUUCUCCCCUACUUUCCUACGGAGGAGAAAAUUUGAGGGAGUUUGUUGAAAAUGAAGUGUUCACAAUUUCACCAUUCCAUUUAAGCGGUAUUCAUGAAAGUAAUGGUUAUCAAAAUGGCAAUCAUUAA